AUGCCGCCAGAUAUCGCCAUCAUCACGAUCACUGAUUUCACGCUCAAGCUCCUCCCAUUCCCCUGUUAUAAAAUACCCUUUGAAUUCGAUAUCGACGCAGUUGUUUCAAAUAUUAAUCACAGAAAGACUCUUACAACAGAAGACACACCAACGCGACCAAACUCUCAAGCCCAAGUCGCAAAAAUGGCAGACUCAGCAACAUCAGCAGCUGCAAACCCAACAACGGCUACCCCACACUCCACAACUCGUCAUCCCCACACCCUUCCCCAAACUCCAACCCAUGCCUACCUCAUAACGCACACACAAAAGGCCGCCAAAAAAGACACCGAGAUCCGCGACCUUUCCUCACAAAUCUCUGCCGUCUACUCUGCCUCAGCAGGUCCUUCCCUCUCGGACGCCACCUCUCAAGUAGCCUCAAACCCAACCCCACCUGUUUACACCCUUCACAAAGACAACCUCCUGGGCACACACUUCACCUUGCGCGAUGGCGAAGGAACCGAAGUCGCAGAAUGGAAGAACCCCGUUGCGAGCGUGCAUUUCGGUCACAGAGUUCAGAUGCGAUUUAUGGACCCGGAACACAAGGGAGUAGAAGGGCACCUGGAGGGUUGGUCAGAGUCAUUUACAAACGAAAUGACGAAGUAUAUGUGGGAAAUGGAUCCGGUGAAAGAAGAGCUGCAAAUGUUAUUCAAGAUUACUGGGCCUCGUACAUCAAAAGCACCAGAUGGGGAGAAACUCCUAGUCGCCAUCUUCGCAGCCGAAAAAGCACAUGUACCCUCAGGAUUACUUGUGCUUAAUCAAGGGGAAAUCGAUCCGUUACUUUGCUUAUUGACACUUUGUGCACUUUUAGACGCACCUAAGAGCCAAGGACGUAUCGAUCGCGUAGCGGAGUUUAUGAUCUCUGCAGUUAUUGGCUUGUAA
Messenger RNA from Cadophora gregata, 918 nucleotides. RefSeq lists its product as uncharacterized. NCBI's taxonomy places the organism in Eukaryota, Fungi, Ascomycota, Leotiomycetes, Helotiales, Ploettnerulaceae. The transcript has 4 exons. The coding region runs from base 1 to 918 and encodes 305 amino acids. The record is from RefSeq and is a predicted model, not a curated record.